ACAAAAAUCAAUAUACCCCCCCCCCCCUCAUCAUGUUCAUCCAGUCCUCUUCCCUUUGCAACCUACCACAUGAAAUAUUCGAGAAUAUCGUCCUAGAACUCAUCUCAGACGAUGGCCCCAUCCUCCCUCUUCUCCAAUCUUGCAAACAAAUAAAUAAUAUCCUCGGUUUCCCGCAAAAUACCCAUCUAUACUCUCGCAUCUUUCGCUAUAGAUUCAACUCAGCCGCAUCAGUCAGACGACUCGGUGCUCGUACUCACCACUCUCGCCAUCUUGCUCACCAGUUGGCGUGGUAUUCCACGGCCUUAAAAUGCAUUAGAAGGGGAGAUAUUUACGAUAACGGCGUCCUAGACGCUUUCUGGGCUUCUUUCGCACUCAUGUCUGAGAACGACGGAAAGAAUCGUCAUCUCCUCGAGGCAGCAGGUCUCCCAGAUUUCGUAGACGAGUUUGUUCGCAAACGCCUAUACGAAGAUUGCGCUAACACCAAUGGCUGGCCCAACGAAUCCUCCAUAAACUGUCUUGCGUUAUGGUUGCUUUGGUUCACCAGUACAGAGGAGCGUCUCAAAGCCGAGUCUACUGUCCGACGCAACGAGAUAAUCAGACUCGUCCUCCCUUUUGUCAUCGUUCCCUUUCGCUACCCCUCAGCUCAUGCCCCCCACAACCACUUCACCAUGCCCCUCACAGAAAACUCGAACGGCCACCUCCGUCAAUCCGUUAUCCCCGCACACGGCACCUUCCCAAUCUAUCGUGCCGGCAGAGCUCACACAACCCACUUCUACGACCGCACAGACCUCGAAAUUGGCAUUCCACUCGCUUCCACCGCUGCGAAGUUGAUCUUCUUCUCACGUCGCCAAGUAACACCUAUCGGAAUCCCAAUCCAUCUCCCACUCACUCGUCAACAUGCUUUUCAACUCGGUUUUGGCGACCAAAUCGGCCCCACUCAAGAAGACGUCCACGAACUCAACCAACAUAAAGUCGUCAAGCACCCUUCUCUUGCCAUCACCGACUCUACCCCAACUCCCAGUUCCCAACUCGAUGACGACUGGUACCGCCUCACAGACUGCAUCUAUCCAAUGCAAAGAUCUUCCCUCAAGAACACGCAUUACACCUACGGCUCUGCAACAGGUCUCUGGCAAGGUCGUAUAUUAGUCCCCACCGAUAAUGCAUUCGCCGCAAUCCUCCAGCACGUUCAAAUGCCGGAAGAAUUCACAGAACAACAGCUCUUCCUGAACGCUUACCCUCUCUUCAUGCGCCUUCGUGAAUAUCACUGCGUGGACCCCCAGGACCCUGCCCCAACUGGUGGGGCGGAUGAUGGGUUUGAUGAUGGCAUUUCGAACGCUUGGAUACCCAGGGGCGUGCAUUUACACGAGGAUUUGUCCGAAGGCAAACUCAAACUCCAACAUCACGAUCGCACAUACACAUACGAAGCUUAUCGCCCAGGCAUAGCAAAUUCUCACGACGAAGCCACUUGUCGCGGAUGUCAAUACCGCGGGACGUGCAACAUCGUUUAUAGGGAGCAUGAUGAUCAGUUCUUGGCCGAGCGGUCUCCUCAGGGUGAUGAGAGCGAUACAGAUGCUGAUGUUGAUGUGGGUGACGACGAUGGUCAAUUCCUACAAGACGCUUCUACGCGGUACGAUUCAGUCAUCGACGACAUCUUUCGUCAGAAAGAUGAUGAAGCGAUGGACGAAGACUCAGACACCGAACUUGCGUCUGCAUCAGACUACGAGAGCGACGAGGAGGAGUAUUGUGUGGAGAGGAAAUGUAACGGUGUGCUUGAUAUCGCACUCGUUGGCGAGACCGACUUUCAACAUGGCCAGGCGUGGAACCACUACAAAUUCUAUGGCCGCGUCCGCGAAUGGGACGGACUCGUCGCGCUCGUUCGUAUCCCUGCACACCAGCACUCACAUCCUGCGGUCGGACUCGGAUUGUGGGUAUUCAGCGGGUAUAUUGUUGGAGGACAAAAUUUCGUGGGGACGUGGCGGGCACUGGGGGAGGUGAACCCCGUUACCCCUACCCUUGAGAGUGCGUUUGCCAUGACAAGGAGGGAGGAGGGGUCGUGAGGGGGUGAUGCGGAGAGGAGGGUUUGCGAUACGUUACCGAGGUUUCCAGGGCCCCUCAUACCCCGCAUGCCGACAAUCCAGGACCCAAGAACCACG
Molecule: messenger RNA, 2153 nt
Organism: Suillus plorans
Lineage: Eukaryota; Fungi; Basidiomycota; Agaricomycetes; Boletales; Suillaceae
Exons: 5
Coding region: 33-2057 (674 amino acids)
Source: RefSeq, a predicted model, not a curated record